This is a messenger RNA of Aspergillus saccharolyticus JOP 1030-1, 3336 nucleotides long. RefSeq names its product chitin synthase class I (gene chsA). Gene Ontology annotation, molecular function: chitin synthase activity. The transcript is spliced from 6 exons. The record is from RefSeq and is a predicted model, not a curated record. Gene Ontology annotation, cellular component: cell septum; cell periphery. NCBI's taxonomy places the organism in Eukaryota, Fungi, Ascomycota, Eurotiomycetes, Eurotiales, Aspergillaceae. The coding region runs from base 357 to 3119 and encodes 920 amino acids.
CGAAAAAAUAAGCCCUGUCCGUUUUAAGAUCAACCAAUUCGUCCCAAGACUCCCCAUUUCCACCUUCUUUCACCUUUCUUGGCCUGUGUGGUUGAAUCUCCGCUUCUUUGUCCGUCCCUCCGUCUCCUUUCCUCCGGCCUACAAUCACCCUCGGACUGAAUUUCGCCUAUCGCAUCCUGAAACUCCCGCCACGACCUGAGUUUCGCACCCUCUCAACCUCAACCGCGCUCUGCGAAACUCACACCCACAUUCCCGGAGCCCGCUUGGCUCAAUCAACACCCCAGUUCCCCUCGCCAGGAAUUCGCAAGGGGCAUUGCCAUCGAAACGAUUGAUAGCCCGAGGCAUUAGCGGCCAUCAUGUCGUAUAAUCGUUUGGGAGACGCCUAUGGGGAGGAGGAAACGCACACCCCCAUGAUGAACCCACACCACUUGAAUACCCGGUCACCAUCACCGGGUCGGCCCUUGAAUGCUUACCAGUUGUCGGAUAAUCCUUAUCCACAGGAGCAUCUUGAGAUGCCCUCUAGCGAUCGACUAGCCGAGCAACCAACGUACUCCGUCGAACGACUUCCCAAUUCCUACGGUCAUAACGAGGCCUACGAGCACCACCAACCGCAGGCUUACCCUGGUUAUGAUUAUUCGAUCGACCCCGAAGCACACCACGAUGCUUACUAUACCCAGCCCUAUCACCCAGCAGUGAUACCAGCGGAGGAUGAUUAUGAUCUCGGACAAUACCCGGAGCAUCAACCUCAGCAUCAGCAUACUUACAGCGAUGACCAUGUACCCAUCCUGCAACCGGACAACCCCUUCGGGCCGGACCCAUACAGCGAUGAAUACGAGGAGGACCCUACGCUUGCCCACACUCACACCCCCAGCCCGGUGCCUGUGCGACGAUGGAAGACAGUGAAGGAAGUCCAGCUAUUCAAUGGAAACCUCGUACUGGACUGUCCGAUUGCGCCAAAGCUGCUCAGCCAAGUACCGCACGCUGAGCCCCCGGGCCGUGACGAAUUUACCCACAUGCGUUAUUCGGCCGCCACUUGCGACCCGGCGGACUUCUUUGAGGAACGCUUUACUUUACGGCAGAAGCUUUUUGCUAAGCCCCGGCACACGGAACUGUUCAUCGCUGUUACUAUGUACAAUGAGGAUGAUUUCCUCUUUGCGCGAACGAUGAUCGGCGUGUUCAAGAAUAUUGAGUACAUGUGCUCGAGGACGAGUAGCAAGACCUGGGGUAAGGAUGCCUGGAAGAAAAUCGUGGUUUGCGUGAUUAGUGACGGGCGUGCGAAAAUCAACCCGCGUACGCGUGCUGUUCUGGCCGGUCUCGGUUGCUAUCAAGAUGGCAUUGCCAAACAGCAGGUCAAUGGCAAGGAUGUAACAGCACAUAUUUACGAGUACACGACCCAGGUCGGGUUGGAGUUGAAGGGCACUCAGGUUCACCUCAAGGCCCGGACCGGUGUUCCGGUUCAAAUGAUUUUCUGUCUGAAGGAGAAGAACCAGAAGAAAAUCAACUCCCACCGGUGGUUCUUUCAGGCAUUUGGUCGCGUGCUGGACCCCAAUAUUUGUGUCUUGCUUGACGCUGGUACUCGCCCGGGAAAGGACUCGAUCUACCAUCUCUGGAAAGCCUUCGACGUUAAUCCCAUGUGCGGUGGCGCUUGUGGUGAGAUCAAGGUCAUGUUGGACAAAGGCAAAAAGCUACUUAAUCCUCUGGUCGCCGGACAGAAUUUCGAGUACAAGCUCAGUAACAUUCUGGACAAGCCUUUGGAGUCUGCGUUUGGGUUCAUCAGUGUUCUACCUGGUGCUUUUUCGGCCUAUCGAUACGUUGCGCUGCAGAAUGAUAAGAACGGGCAAGGUCCGCUGGAGCGCUACUUUGCCGGUGAGAAGAUGCACGGUGCUAAUGCCGGUAUCUUCACGGCGAAUAUGUACCUCGCUGAGGACCGAAUCCUUUGUUUCGAGCUGGUGUCCAAACGCAAUUGUCGAUGGUUGUUGCAGUAUGUCAAGUCUUCCACUGGUGAGACUGAUGUGCCCGAUCGAAUGGCAGAAUUUAUUCUGCAGCGUCGGCGCUGGCUAAACGGUAGUUUCUUCGCUGCGGUCUACGCCAUUGCCCACUUUUAUCAGCUCUGGCGGAGUGACCACAGCUUUAUGCGAAAGUUCAUGCUUUUGAUCGAAUUCAUUUACCAAACGAUCAACAUGCUUUUCGCUUGGUUCGGGAUUGGCAAUUUCUUCUUGGUGUUCAAGAUUCUCACUUCGUACCUGGGAGACUCCUCACUCUUGGGCACGGUGGGUAAGAUUCUUGGCGUGGUAUUCGAGUGGUUAUACCUGGCGACAUUAGUGACAUGCUUCGUCCUCGCGUUGGGUAAUCGACCGGGUGGUUCGAACAAGUUCUAUAUGACGAUGGUCUACUUCUGGAUUUGCAUUAUGAUCUAUCUGGCAUUUGCAGCCAUAUUUGUCACGGUAAAAUCGAUUGAAGAGCAAGUCAAGGAGAAUAGCUUUACCUUUUCCGACCUAUUCACCAAUUACCAGUUCUUUUCGAUCAUCGUCUCGCUCGGCUCAACAUACGUGAUGUGGUUCCUUGCGUCCUUCAUAUUCCUCGAUCCCUGGCACAUGUUCACCAGUUUUCUCCAAUACAUUCUGCUCACGCCAACCUACAUCAACGUCCUUAACAUCUACGCCUUCUGCAAUACUCAUGACAUUACGUGGGGAACAAAAGGUGAUGACAAAGCCGAGAAAUUGCCUUCGGCGAAUCUGAAGCCCGGCGGCAAGGUCGACGUCAACAUUCCACAAGACGACGGGGACCUCAAUGCUCAAUACGAGGCCGAAUUGGCUAAGUUCGCGGUCAAGCCACCCAAGGAAGUACCAAACAUCUCGGAAGAAGAUCGUCAGGCGGAUUACUACAAGGGGUUCCGCAGUGCGGUCGUCUUGGCCUGGGUGUUCUGCAACUUUGCUCUGGCAGCGGUGGUGCUGAGCGCUGCAGGCCUGGAGACGUUCGACAGCGACACGGAGGCGACGCAGAACACGCGCGCCACGAUCUACAUGUCGGUCGUUCUGUGGAGUGUAGCAGGGUUGUCGAUCUUCAAAUUCAUCGGCGCAAUGUGGUAUUUGGUUGUGCGAAUGUUCCGCGGAGAGUAAGUCGAGUUCUGCAAUUGAUGUAUUGUUACGAUGCUCCCUGGUAUGCCGCUGGCGGUGGUAUGAUCUGACGAAAGAGACAAACAAUAUUGGAUGGUUCAUGAUUUGAUGCACGCAUACUGUAUUGUACACUUUCUCGACUUGUGAGUCGAAUGUUUUGAUGCUUGGGACGGAGAUGAUGUAUGUAGACCAUGUAAAUCGAAUGACAAUGACAAGGAAG